GUUGGUCAGAGCCUAGCUGUGCAAGAUGCCUAGCUUUCUCAUCAUGCCGGCUGCCGUGCAGGCCCCCGCAAACAGGAUCGCGGGCAUGGCGCAGACCCCGGAGGCCUUCCGGGCAUCUUCUUUGCCAAGGUGCCAGCUGCCCCGCAGCCGCGUGGCGCGCGGCUCCUUUUUUCGCCGGGCGCCACCGCCCCCGCCGCCCUUUUGGAAGCAGCCCCGGACCUGGGCUGCGCUGGCCCUCACGGUGGUGGCAGCGCUGUGCGCGCGGUUCCUGUACCGGCAGUCCCGCAAAGAGUCCAAGAAGAAGAUGUCCAUGGCGGAGAUGUACUUCCAACUGGAGAAGAGUGCGCUGGCAGGCGCUACGUCUGGGACGGACAAGGAGGAGAAGGCGGUGUCGACCAAGCCGCCGUCAACUCCGCCACCACCGGCUGCAACCCCACCGCCACCAGUGACCACACCACCACCAGCAGCUACAACAACCCCGCCGCCACCAGCAACACCGCCGCCAUCAGCCGCAAAGCCGCCACCACCAGCGACAGCACCACCACCAUCAGAGGAGAAGCCACCACCAGCAACAACACCACCACCACCGGCGGCAAAGCCACCCCCUCCAGCAACAACACCACCCCCAUCGGCUGCAACGCCACCCCCUCCAGCGACAACACCACCACCACCGGCGGCAAAGCCACCCCCUCCAGCAACAACAUCACCCCCAUCGGCGGCAAAGCCACCACCACCAGCGACAACACCACAGCCAUCAGCGGCAAAGCCACCCCCGCCAGCGACAACACCACCGCCAUCAGCGGCAAAGCCACCCCCUCCAGCGACAACACCACCCCCAUCAGUGGCAAAGACACCCCCUCCGGCGACCACGCCACCCCCAUCAGCGGCAAAGGCACCACCAGCAGCGACGACACCACCGCCAUCAGCGGCAAAGCCACCACCAGCAGCGACGACACCACCGCCAUCAGCGGCAAAGCCACCACCACCUGCAAAGUCACCACCUGCGUCAGCGGAAAAGACUGAAGCAAAGGCAAAACCAGCUAAGAAGGAGGCCCCAGUUCCCGACAAGCCAAAGGCGGAAGCAGGGACGAAAGCUGAAACGAAGGCUAGCUCAAAGGACGAGGAGAAGAAGGGCUUCGGCUGGCUGCUGAACAGGAACAAGGCGGCUGCGGCACCAGCUCUAGCCGAGCUGCUCAAGGAGGAGGAUGCAGAGAUGAAAGCGCCCACCAAACGACAACGCCGGCCGGGCAAGUUGGAAGUCAGGGCGAAGUUCUACCGAGCGGUGGCCAGCGAGCUUUGCGUCGACACCCCCGGCAUCUUCGAUGGCACUGAGGGCCUGACAGCGGUGCCCUCCAGCGUGCCGAUGGCCACGCGGGCCACCCUGCUCCACGCAGCUGUGAAGGCGGAGGCCGAGAAGCUGGCGCCGAAGGAGGCCGCGGAGGGCACGGUGUGCGUGGCAAAGUCCAUGGUGCGGGAGAUGGUGGAGAAAGCUGCUGACAUCAAGGACUCCAAGGCCAAGAGGGAGGCGCUAGAUAAAGUGGUGCUCUUGGCCCACAGCUCUCAGAGCCUCGCAACUGCCUUGGCGCCCAACGUGGAAGCAGGCGUUCCAGUCUACGAGGGCUCCCUGAGAUACAAGACGCUGGAGAGCCUCUUUGACUUGUAUUUGGACAACGCCGUGGAAGACAUGCAGCAAUCCACCGCCGCCAUGUUCGGGUCGCUCAUGGGCGGCGAGGAUGCCUCCAACAAGACGAUGGCGGAGCUGACAGCCAGAGCGGAGCAAGCGGAGAAAGCCCAGAACACUUUGGCUGGCAUCUUCAAGAUAUCUGAGGGCAAGGCUCAAAAGCUUUUGGAGAGAAAGAUGAAGGCAGCCACUGAUCAAGCUCAAAAGGACAUGAUGUCGGGCUUGAUGGGUGGCAACAGCUGAAGCAUUUCGGGUAUUGAGCGCGUGCGGCACGCGUGUGCUCCGAUGUGGCCAGAUGAAUUGGCUUGGCCGAGGGGGCUCGCGGAGGUGAAUCACG
This is a messenger RNA of Effrenium voratum, 2018 nucleotides long. Lineage: Eukaryota; Dinophyceae; Suessiales; Symbiodiniaceae. The record is from the annotation of a GenBank genome assembly.